Polyodon spathula (Mississippi paddlefish) is the source of this 3434-nucleotide messenger RNA. RefSeq names its product TBC domain-containing protein kinase-like protein. The transcript is spliced from 26 exons. NCBI's taxonomy places the organism in Eukaryota, Metazoa, Chordata, Actinopteri, Acipenseriformes, Polyodontidae. The coding region runs from base 128 to 2851 and encodes 907 amino acids. Gene Ontology annotation, molecular function: ATP binding; protein kinase activity. The record is from RefSeq and is a predicted model, not a curated record. Gene Ontology annotation, biological process: protein phosphorylation.
GAAGAUGAACCGACCGUGGUCCAGAGUCUGUGACGUACAACAGUUGCUGCUGUUAUUGUGAGAACUUGAGAAGGAAAAUUCAAUAACAAGGUCCAGUCCGAAUGCGGAAAUAGAGAAAUAAGGAUGCAUGUUUGAUGAAGCAUUGAUAUUGUUUGAGCAGUGCCAACAUACGAUGUUCCCCUUGAAAGAUGCGCAGCUUGGAGCCUUCACCUUCUUUGCUUCUGCUCUCCCACAUGAUGUUUGUGGGAGCAACGGGCUGCCCCUCACUCCAAAUUCCAUCAAGAUACUGGGGAGGUUCCAGGUCCUAAAGACCAUAACCCACCCCAGGCUCUGCCAGUAUGUGGACAUCACAAGGGGAAAGCACGAGAGAUUGGUGGUAGUAGCUGAACACCAUGAGAGCAGUGUGGAAGACUUGCAGAAACAGAGGAAACCUGUGAGCCAUGUGAAGGUCCUCCAAAUUGCCUAUGAGGUUUUAGAAGGACUAGAAUACAUGAACAGGCACGGAAUGGUUCACAGGGCACUGGGACCUCGCAAUAUCCUUAUGGAUCAAAAGGGACACGUAAGACUGGCCAAGUUUGGUCUCUACCACAUGGCUGAUCACGGUGCUGAUGUGGACUUUCCUAUUGGCUACCCCUCCUACCUGGCUCCUGAGGUCAUUGCUCAGAGCUUUCUUCACCCCACUGAUCACACGCGGAGUGAGAAGCCUCUGCCCUCAGGCCCCAAGACAGAUGUGUGGUCCCUCGGUGUGAUUCUUUUUGAACUCUGUGUGGGGAGAAGAGUUCUACAAAGUAUAGAAAUAAGCGAGAGAUUAAAAUUCAUUCUCAACCUGGGUUGCAUGGAUGACAUUGUGACGGUCCUGGCUGAAGAACAUGGCUGCUUAGAACUAGUUAAGGAGCUUCCUGAAAAUGUUUUAGCUUUAUUGAGGAAAUGCCUCACAUUUCUGCCUUCAAAAAGAUUUACUCCUGCUGAAUUGCUGAGGGACAGUGUGUUUGAUGAAAUUUCUUCCUUCUACAAACCUUACCAGAAGCCAGUCAGUCUUUUCUCCUCCUCUCUACGUUGUGCGAAUCUAACACUCCCAGAGGACAUCAGUGAGCUUUGCAAAGAAGAAGAGGACUACCUAGCAGAACGAUCUGUUGAUGAGGUAUAUUACUUGUGGUGUCUGGCUGGAGGAGAUUUGGAAAAAGAGCUCACGAAUAAGGGAAUAAUCCAAUCAAAGCCUCCCAUUUGCACAUUGCCCAAUUUUCUGUUAGAAGAUGGAGAAGUAUUUGGGCAAGGAAAAGACAGGAGCUUUCUCUUGGAUGAUACAACUGUGACUCUAUCAUUGUGCCAGCUUAAAAACAGGUUGAAAGAUGUUGCAGGAGAAGCAUAUUAUCCAUUACUGGAAGAUGAGCAGUCAAAUUUACCCCAGUCAAACAGCAACAAUGAGCUAUCAACCGCUGCAACUCUUCCUCUCAUCAUUCGAGAAAGAGACACUGAAUAUCAGCUCCACAGGAUCAUUCUGUUUGACAGGCUUCUGAAGGCAUACCCAUACAAAAAGAAUCAGGUUUGGAAAGAAGCACGAGUUGAUGUACCCCCUCUAUUAAGAGGUCUGGCCUGGGCGGCACUGCUGGUAGUUGAGGGAGACAUUCAAGCUAAGUACGACGCUACUGACAAAGACACACCUAUCCCAACAGAUAGACAGAUUGAGGUGGAUAUCCCAAGGUGCCAUCAGUAUGAUGAGCUGCUUUCAUCCCCCCAGGGCCAUGUAAAGUUCAGACGGGUACUAAAAGCAUGGGUAGUGUCUCACCCAGGUCUUGUGUAUUGGCAAGGUUUAGACUCUUUAUGUGCUCCUUUCCUGUAUCUGAACUUUAAUAAUGAAGCCUUGGCCUAUGCCUGUAUGUCAGCAUUUAUUCCCAAAUACCUUUAUAACUUCUUUCUUAAGGACAACUCGCAUGUCAUACAAGAGUACCUAACGGUGUUCUCCCAAAUUAUCGCUUUCCAUGACCCCGAGCUGAGUAACCAUCUCAAUGAAAUUGGCUUCAUACCAGACCUCUAUGCCAUUCCAUGGUUUCUCACAAUGUUUACACAUGUGUUUCCCCUGCACAAGAUUUUCCACCUGUGGGACACUCUGCUCCUUGGCAAUUCCUCGUUCCCAUUCUGCAUAGGCGUUGCAAUUCUCCAGCAGCUGAGGGACAGGUUGCUUGCCAAUGGCUUCAAUGAAUGCAUCCUUCUGUUUUCAGAUUUACCAGAAAUUGAUAUAGAGCGAUGUGUACGGGAAUCAAUCAACCUUUUCUGUUGGACACCCAAAAGUGCCACUUACAGGCAGCAUGCCCAGCCACCCAGACCUGCUAACGACAACAAUGGAUUUAACAAAACAUCAUCUUAUUACUCUACGGACUAUCAAGAGCUCCCUAAAACAGACCUGUCUCGUGAACCUGUACGGCUAAGCGAGCUGAAGGCAGAGGUGUCCCCACGGAUUUCAGCAGAAGAUCUGAUUGACCUUUGCGAGCUGACAGGCCUCAGCCAUUCCAAGACUCCCACCAAGAGGACCAAAUCAAGCAAACCUAAGAUACUGGUGGUCGAUAUUCGCAGUGGGGAAGAUUUUAACCGGGGCCAUAUAUCGGGCAGCAUAAACAUUCCCUAUAGCACAGCCUUCGGACCAGAGGGGGAGCUGGUCCACUGUGGCGCCACAACAACUCUCCAGAGCUUCAAGGGAAGAGUCAUUGUGGUUGUAAGCCAUUCAGUGAAGAGUGCAGCCAGUUUUGCAGAGCAUCUAGUGAAGGUGUCCUACCCACGGGUUUGCAUUCUGGACGGAGGCAUCAACAAGAUGAAACCUACAGGCCUACUCACCGUCCCCUCUCCUCAGAUCUGAGCAGCAACCGAACGCAAAGCAUUGAGUGGGCCGACUGUAGUUGAGUGCUGGUUAUGCAGGUUACAAGAAGUCAGCAGAGAUGAAAGGGCAUUUUUUUAAUUUAAAGGGUUAAAGAUCAUGCAGUGUUACUUUGCUGUAUACUGUGUUGUCCAUGUUGUCUUGGAUCAUGGAUCACCUGUAGAAUAUAUUUCUCAACUGUUCACCAGGAUAAACAAAUUUAUUUUAGAAGCGCCAAUAGUGUAUUUACUGUAUCCUGCUCCAUUUUUUUUUUAUCAAUCGGCACCACACAGUUUUGGAAGAGGGAGCAUGAACUGGGUCCACUGCACUGCCAAUAAAAGUAUGUAUUUCCAGAUGAUUUAUGACUUACAAUGUGGUUUUACCAAAUUACAGUAUGUUUUCAAUUUCAAAUGACCACUCAGUAAAGAAAGUCACUAAUCAGCACUGUUUUUGAGUGGAUCAAAACAUGGUACACAGGUCAUUAUUGUACAUUACAAAAUCAAAGAAUUGAUUCUUAGUAUAAAGGAACGCUUAUCAAGAGUAUAAACAUGGGUGUUGUCACAUAAUAAAAAUCUAAUCAAACUAA